This is a messenger RNA of Beauveria bassiana ARSEF 2860, 315 nucleotides long. RefSeq lists its product as uncharacterized. Lineage: Eukaryota; Fungi; Ascomycota; Sordariomycetes; Hypocreales; Cordycipitaceae. The coding region runs from base 1 to 315 and encodes 104 amino acids. The transcript has a single exon. The record is from RefSeq and is a predicted model, not a curated record.
AUGGAGUUUCUUAACAUAAGCGAGGACGUCAACUGGAUGACAAAGGUGCGUGGGCGCGAGUGCCAGUCGCUGCUGGGCCUCUUUGAGGGCCUUGACGCCUGUCGUGGCGCAACGCACAGCCUGCAGUGGUCGUUUGAUCUGUGCCAGGGCCUGUCGGUGCAGGACGGGCCGCACGCCGUCUCGGCUUUUGCGGUGACGGCGUCGCUCGCCUACGUGGAGGCGCUGCGGAGAAUGGUUCGUGCUAUCGCGGACCACGUUGGGGAGUAUGGGCGGAAUGCUACGCGCUGGCCACUGCCGGAGAUUGGGGACGGCUAG